This is a messenger RNA of Lotus japonicus, 1023 nucleotides long. RefSeq names its product auxin-responsive protein IAA32-like. The transcript is spliced from 4 exons. Gene Ontology annotation, molecular function: protein binding. NCBI's taxonomy places the organism in Eukaryota, Viridiplantae, Streptophyta, Magnoliopsida, Fabales, Fabaceae. Gene Ontology annotation, biological process: regulation of DNA-templated transcription. Bases 225 to 785 code for a protein of 186 amino acids. The record is from RefSeq and is a predicted model, not a curated record. Gene Ontology annotation, cellular component: nucleus.
UUGGCCAUCCCUUGUUCUUGUGGUGUUUUGUUUUUACCAUGUGUUCCAUGUUGACAGUAACCAGAAGAUAAGCUUUAUGCAUCUAAUGAUUGAUAAUGGAGGAGGCUUCCUUGUCUUCCAUGUGCUCUUGGACAUCCUAUUUAGAUACUCAAAUUUGUCAUUACAAAUAGACCCUUGAGCAGUUUUUUAAGGCCAUCAAUUAAUAAGGCAUCAUAUUCAUUCCUAUGGAUUCAAACACUUCAAGCUUUCUUUUGAACUCUUCAACUUUUCACUCAGUUUUCUACCAAGACAAACAAGAUGAUGGCAUUAUUGAUCUGGGUCUUAGUCUUGGAACUGUUCAACAUGAAGCUUAUCAUUCUUCUGGCAACUUGUAUGAUGAUGACCUUAUGGAUUGGCCUCACUCUGAUCUACAUCUCAAGAAUUCAAGCACAAUGCAUUCUAGAUCUGUCCAUGAUGAAGAGUUAGAGGGAGUCCAGAGCAAUGAGAGAUGGGCUUAUGUGAAGGUAAACAUGGAUGGAGUUACCAUUGGUAGGAAAAUUUGUGUCCUUGAUCAUGGAGGGUACUCAAGUCUAGCAAUCCAAUUAGAAGACAUGUUUGGAAGCCAAUCCCUUUCUGGGUUAGGAUUGUUUCAAUCUGAAUCAGAGUAUUCAUUGUUCUACAAGGACAGAGAAGAUAAUUGGAGGCAUGUUGGUGAUGUCCCAUGGAAAGAGUUUGUGGAAUGUGUGAAACGCUUAAGGAUUGCAAGAAAGAAUGCAGGCUUUGUUUCCUGUUCAUCAUACACCUAAUGUGUUUUGAUGACUUUAUGCUAAGUUAUCUGAGUGUAAAACUUGGUGCAUUCAGUCUUUUACAGUGUACUGGGUAUUUUAGACAGCAAAAACAAGUCCUUCAUGAAAAAUUGAAAAGUGAUAUUAGUAGUCCAUAUGUUUCACUUCUAACUUUGAAUCAAGGACUUUGGUGACUUUGGUGUCUUUGCAACACACUAACAGAAUGCCAGAGUGUUGCAUUACAUUAACAACCUACUUA